AUUAACACUGGGGGUUAUUGCAUAUAUAUUUCUACCCUUAGAGUGCGUGAACAUUACCAGUAGUCUGCUAAAAACGAUAUACAUUAAUAAACGAUAUACAUUAAAAAUACACUAACGAUUGAUAUUUUGGACAAUGUUCUUUCUAAUUUAAUGCCGAUAGUUAUAUGAUUAUGGCAACCCAUACUUUCGAUUUAUCUGUAUAUAGUACUGAUUUCGAUUGUGGGUUAAAAAUUGCACAACCAAUAUUGGAUACCAGUGGAUUGAUUUUUCCGCUACAAUAAAUGGGGAAACUAAUGAUCAAAGUACAAAGACGAUUCACCCACCUGAUCAGAAUAUUAUUUAAGAAGACAAUACAGAUUUCGUGGUGAUACAAUGAUAUAGCGGAUAAAAGUUAUCUGGCAACUCUAUAGAAAAUGUUGUUGUGAAUGUUUUUACAUAAACCGUGUUAGACAUCAAUGAGUGGCCGGGAUCUACAAUAAUUAUUGAUAUUAAGACUAUAUCAAUUGUGAUGUUUGUGUAUUAACUGAUAUACCAGUAGAUAAACUCGGGAGGUUUAUAAUUAUUUGACGGUCUGGAUAAGGAGAUACGUCACUACUAACUGCCCCUUAUAUCCGACACUAUAGGCAAUUGGAUUUGUCUAGGGAGAUCUGCUUAUUAUGUUACUAUAGGACAUGAACUUUAUCUACAUUUUAAAAUAUGUCUCUAGCAUUUAAAGUAGAUAAUAACAAUAUGUAACUUAAUUUAUGUAUUUAUGUGCGUAAUCUUACAGGUGUGCCAUUUACACUUGUAAAGUAUUUGUGGACAAUAAGUGUAUAAGACCUGAACCGCUCUAAUAGUUAAAUCAUAUGCUUUAAGGAAUACAUUCAAAGAUCUAGUUGCCUCAGUCAUGGAUUGGAACGAAAUUUACAGCAGUUCUCCUAGGAUUUCUACAGCCAAUACCUUAUAUCAGAAUGUUCUUCACGGACGAAUUCGCAGCAUUAAAUCUCUGUUGGGCCGAAAACUGGAUAUUAAUGCUAAAAAUGAUUUCGGAGAAAAUGUGUUAAUAGCUGCUCUUCGAGUGAGAGAUAGCUCUAAAAGAAUACGAAUUUUCCAGUAUUUAUUAAAGAAGGGCGCUGAUGUACAUUAUAAGGAUGAGAAGAACAAUAGAAGCGUAUUGUCUUGGAUUUGUGUUUUGAAAUGCGACAGAGAACUUGACGUAUUCUUGAGAGAUUUUGGCGCUGAGUUAGAUCUAAAAGAUAAAGACAACGAUGGUUAUACAGCGCUUCAUCACGCUACCAAAGUAAAUUGUUGUUCAGUAGUGACAUCAUUGGUAAAUUUAUACGUGCGGUAUCACGUUUCUGUUGAUAUUCCUGACAAUCAAGGAUUCACGCCGUACAUCAUUGCCAGACGUCUCGGAUUUCGCGAUAUCGCCAAUGUUUUGCAAGACAUAGGGAAGGCAUCCCCAGCUCAGUUCGAUACGACCAAAUACCGAAGUUGUAGAGAAUGGUCCCAUUACGGAAAGCGAGAAAGACAAAGGGGCGAUCGACAACGCCAAAUGUACCAACAGAUUCAGGACAAAAUUAAUGGAGAUUUCAAAUUCGUACAGAAUGGUGAUACCCCAAAAUCUCCCCAAGUGACAGGGAUAAAUGUUGGUACCGUGAGUAAAUCCUCUGUUCAAUCGUUACCAAUAGUAACCACUAGCUUCGACUUUCAUCCAAAAGACGGCGAUAUCGGAAUCAGAAAGAGUAGCAUGGCAGCUAGAUCUUUACUCGAAUUGACAUCAUACGAACGCGGUCACUUAGUACGUAGUUUUCGUCACAGUGAAUUCGAUAAAACGAAAAGUUCUGAAUAUAAAGAUGUAUUUGGAGAUUUACACACAAUUUACGAUGUACUUUCAUCUCAAAAAUCUCCAUCGUUUAGAAAGUCAGCAAUUCCCCCAUCUGUUUCGGUUCCGCAUAUGAAAAAGGUUCACGACAAAAGCAAGGUAUCAAGUCUGGCAAUAAUUCUAGGAAAACAGACGAAAGGGGUCGAAAAAACAGCCAACAUUGGGAGAAGGCCGACAAGAGGGAACACUCCACGGUCCAGAACAAAAUUGUCCUCAACAGACAGAAGCCUAAAUUAUAAACAUGACAGAUUCAACAAACUCAAACCAAUAUCAACAUUACCACAAAUACAUAUCCACAAUAAAGUUGUGUAAUGUGUAUUGUAAUUAUUCCCCUUCCGUUAGCAUUUAAAAAUCAGAGGAACGGUGCUUCAGUUAGCCGCCCAUCUGCCCUGGGAAGGGGAGAUUUUAGUUGUGUUUUGUUGUGAAUGUAAUUACUAUUAAUGCAGUCUAUUACUCUUAAUGGAAUUAAUUACUUUAACCGCUUUAAACGUGCUACUUUGAUAUCUUACAGAUCUGUCACUAAUAUAAUAUUAUGUUAAAUGUAUUGACAUUAUUUAGCGUUCGAAUUUCUGUGAAAAUUGUGUAUACUGUGUGUUGUUCUUAUAAACUAUAUAUAAUGAGUACAUUUAGAAAAUAACUGUAAUUUGUUCAUUGCUGUUAUACAAUUGGACAACUGGUAUUAUUAGAUGGCCAAAACCCCAUGGUAAGAAGGACGCAAAUUCUGCUCAAAAGUACAUAUUAUAACUAUGAACGUAUUUGUUUUAUUGUAAAACAAUUAUAUAUAAAUAUAAUUAAAACAAGAAUAACGUGUGCUGAAUACCACUAAAUAACAUAAAGGCUAAACAGUUAAAAAGCUAAAUCCAAAAUUAUAAUCAUUCAUAAUUUUUAGACGUAAAUAUUAGUCAUACAUUUUGAUUAUAUUUACUUCAAAUUUUAUGCCCUACCGGGUUACAAAUAACAUGUAGCUAAGUGUAAAGAUAUGAAAGUAUUUGUAGAGGGUCUGACGAUAAACGGAUUUUAUGGUGGCUUAUGACUUUAUUUGCCUAUAUUGUAUACCACUUAUCUUCACCCUUAGGCACGUCCUAAUGUCAACUUUGGAUUGACUAUCUACAUAACUUUUAUAAUCUUCUUCCCCAUGUCUAAAA
Molecule: messenger RNA, 3009 nt
Organism: Patella vulgata (common limpet)
Lineage: Eukaryota; Metazoa; Mollusca; Gastropoda; Patellidae
Exons: 1
Coding region: 887-2176 (429 amino acids)
Molecular function (GO): protein binding
Source: RefSeq, a predicted model, not a curated record